CAUUAGAUGACAUUUAGUCUCCCAAAGAUGGGAAUACCUCAACAAAUUAUCAAUUAUUUUUUCCAGGUUAAUUUCCAAUGGUCAUGUCCUCAUCCGGUGGGACAGACUGUAUGUUUUACUGUGCAAUUCUACCAACGUAACGGACAGCCUUAUCCAAUCUGUGAUACUGACAAUUUUAGUGUUGAUGUUUGUGGAGGAACGAAAAAGCUAGCGAUAAUAACAGAACUGGGCUCCUCCACCGAUCCGGACGGCGCGAACGUAGCCCGGGUGAAGUUCACGGUGCGGCAUGCCGGCCAGUACCGCAUCUCGGUGAUGGUGGGCGAGCAGCACGUCGCAGGCAGCCCAUUUGCGACAGUGUUCGUCGCAGGGCCGGCCUACGCCCAGCGGACCGUCGUCCUCCGGCACUGCAGCACUGUCGUGUGUACGGCCAACGUGGCGCAUCUGCUCUACGUCGAGCCCAGGGACGAGUACAGCAACGUGUGCCGCUAUAAUGCGGGAGACGACCCUAUCGAGGUAAGCAUGUAAAUCAAAACGAGGAUAGGUCACGGACAUAACAUCAAAGAGAGAGGCAAAUGGCGGACACUUGUUUCCGGCUAUUGGGCUCAUCAGAGCGGUGCCUCCACCUGGUGAUCAAAUGUAGAAAACACCACAUACACGGAGUCAUCA
This is a messenger RNA of Leptinotarsa decemlineata (Colorado potato beetle), 666 nucleotides long. Its product is annotated as apoptosis-resistant E3 ubiquitin protein ligase 1. Gene Ontology annotation, cellular component: cytosol; cytoplasm. Gene Ontology annotation, biological process: negative regulation of apoptotic process; protein polyubiquitination; ubiquitin-dependent protein catabolic process. The record is from RefSeq and is a predicted model, not a curated record. NCBI's taxonomy places the organism in Eukaryota, Metazoa, Arthropoda, Insecta, Coleoptera, Chrysomelidae. Gene Ontology annotation, molecular function: ubiquitin protein ligase activity.